Messenger RNA from Lactuca virosa, 828 nucleotides. NCBI's taxonomy places the organism in Eukaryota, Viridiplantae, Streptophyta, Magnoliopsida, Asterales, Asteraceae. The record is from the annotation of a GenBank genome assembly.
AUGGAUGGUGGUCUGUCUAGUCGAGCAUACCCAAAAGCUCAUAUCCUUCAUUACAAGCUUUCUAAUCUCCACGCACUCACAUCGUUUGAAUCUAGGAAAUCUGCUGCAAUUAGAUAUGGAACUGGUGCUAUCUCUGGUUUCUUUAGCCAUGAUUCUACAAGACUUGGUGAUUUUACCAUCAAGGAACAGGAUUUCAUAAAAGCAACCAUAGAGCCUGGAAUCGUUUUUGUUGCAGCAAAGUUUGAUGGUAUUCUUGGCUUUGGUUUCAAGAAAUCUCUGUUAGGGGUGCUCUUCCUGUUUGGUACUUCACUCACUUUCCAAAAAAUUUUCUUGGAGUACAACAUGGUUGAUCAAGGUCUUGUUUAUGAACCCGUGUUUUCAUUUUGGCUUAAUCGAAAUACUAAAAAUAAUGAAGAAGGUGAACUUGUGUUUGGUGGUGUUGACACUAGUCAUUUCAGAGUUGCACAUACUUAUGUCCUUGUCACACAAAAAGGCUACUGGCAGUUUGAAAUGAAUGAUGUCUUUAUCAGUAAGGAAACAACUGGAUUUUGCUCCAAUGGUUGUGCAACAAUUGCUGAUUCUGGAACCUCUUUGUUGGCUGGUCCAACGGUUGUUGUUACUCAAAUAAAUCAAGCUAUUGGUGCUCAUGGAUUAAUGAGCCAAGAAUGCAAGACUUUGGUCGAGCAAUAUGGAAAGUCUAUAAUUGAUAUGCUCUUAUUUAAGGUUUCAAUGGUUUCAACACUCAAGCAUGUCGACUUUGUUGAGUUGUGUGGUUACUAUGUUGAGGGAAAUACACAUGUCUUGGCAUAUGAAUUGGCGACCAUGUGA